This is a messenger RNA of Benincasa hispida (wax gourd), 1281 nucleotides long. Its product is annotated as endochitinase 2-like. The record is from RefSeq and is a predicted model, not a curated record. Gene Ontology annotation, biological process: chitin catabolic process; carbohydrate metabolic process; defense response to fungus. Lineage: Eukaryota; Viridiplantae; Streptophyta; Magnoliopsida; Cucurbitales; Cucurbitaceae. Gene Ontology annotation, molecular function: chitin binding; chitinase activity.
AUUUCACUUUCUUUUUGAUACAUAAAAAAGAACAAAUAAUGAAGGCCCAUAGCCUUAUAAUCUUAUCCUUUGUGUUUCUUUUGGGAGCUGCCUCAGCCGAGCAAUGUGGACGACAGGCCAAUGGAGCUCUAUGCCCCAAUAACCUCUGCUGUAGCCAGUACGGAUGGUGUGGUGACACCGACGACUAUUGUAAAACCGGUUGCCAGAGCCAAUGUCGUGGUUCCUCUGUCGAGCAAUGUGGGCGACAGGCCAAUGGAGCUCUAUGCCCCAAUAACCUCUGUUGUAGCCAGUACGGGUGGUGCGGCGACACCGAUGCCUAUUGUAAAACCGGUUGCCAAAGCCAAUGUCGUGGUUCAACUCCUUCUACUCCUCCUAGCUCUGGUGGCGACGUUGGAGGGAUCAUCAACGAAGGCCUUUACAAUCAAAUGCUUAAGUAUAGCAAGGAUGCUCGAUGCCCUAGUAAUGGAUUUUAUACCUAUAAUGCUUUCAUUACUGCUGCUCAAUCCUUCCCUGGUUUUGGUACCACGGGAGAUGAUUCUACUCGUAAGAGUGAGCUUGCAGCUUUCUUUGGCCAAACUUCUCAUGAGACUACUGGAGGAUGGGCUAGUGCACCAGAUGGUCCAUAUGCAUGGGGAUACUGUUUCAUACGAGAGAUAAAUCAAGAUGUAUAUUGCACACCUAACAACCAAUGGCCAUGUGUUGCUGGUCAAAAAUACUACGGUCGUGGACCAAUCCAACUAACUCACAACUACAACUACGGGCCAGCGGGAAAUGCACUAAGCUUGAAUUUGUUGAGCAACCCUGAUUUGGUAGCCACAAAUGCAAUUAUAUCCUUCAAGGCAGCUAUUUGGUUUUGGAUGACACCACAAGGGAACAAACCAUCAUGUCAUGAUGUUAUUACUGGUAGGUGGCAACCUUCGAGCACCGACACUGCCGCAGGAAGAGUCCCUGGCUAUGGUGUCAUCACCAAUAUCAUUAAUGGUGGACUCGAGUGUGGCCAUGGUCCUGAUGAUAGAGUUGCAGAUAGAAUUGGAUUUUACAAAAGGUACGCUGACAUAUUAGGUGUCAGUUACGGCAACAACUUAGAUUGCUACAAUCAAAGGUCUUUCUAAUAUGUUAUUUAUACUUAUAAUAUUAUGCAAUAUAAUAAAAUGUCUUUUUGAUGUUGUAAAAGACAAGUACGGCUAGUAUGUACUGUAAUCUCUAGCUUAACUUAUGUAAUAAACAUUGUAUCCUUCAAUAAAGAGAGGAAUAUAUAUUCUUUUCUCAUGCAACAAUAAG